CACCCUCCUAACGCUACAUGGGAAAUUAGCUCGCGUUUGUAUUUCUUGUUGGAGGAACACCGCAUUAAGGAGGGCUUACGCGAUGGGCAUGGGUAAUGCAAAACACAAGGCUGGUUUCUGAUUAGUUCCGAAGUGCAAGGACUAUCUGCACUGGGAUCGUACUGGGAUCGGACUGGGAUCGGGAGAAGCCACUGGGAGUUCACACGGUUCACCGACCAUGCUCAGCUUUCUCCGCCGGACUCUGGGCCGGCGGUCCGUCCGCAGGCAGGCGGAGAAAGCCCGACACCGGGAGGCCCAGCGCGCAAACACGCACAUCCCUGCGGCUGGAGACGCCAAGUCCGUCAUUACCUGCCGAGUGGCGCUGCUGGACGGCACAGACGUUAGUGUCGACUUACCGAAAAAAGCCAAAGGUGAGGAGCUGUUUGACCAGAUCAUGUAUCACCUGGACAUCGUUGAGAAGGAUUACUUUGGUCUACGCUUCAUGGACUCCGCACAAGUGCCGCACUGGCUGGAUGUCACAAAAAGCAUUAAAAAGCAAGUCAAAAUCGGACCUCCAUACUGUCUCCACAUGCGGGUCAAGUUCUAUUCCUCAGAGCCCAACAACCUACACGAGGAACUAACGAGGUACCUGUUUGUACUGCAGCUGAAACAGGACGUCCUCACUGGCAAGUUGGACUGCCCCUUCGACACGGCCGUGCAGCUGGCAGCCUGCUCUCUGCAGGCUGAGCUGGGCGACUGCGACCCUUCAGAGCACAAUCUCGAACUGGUUUCGGAGUUCCGUUUUGUCCCGGAGCAAACAGAGGAGAUGGAGGAAGCUAUCUUCAGCGCUUGGAAGGAGUGCAGGGGCCAGAUGCCAGCCCAGGCUGAGAUAAACUAUCUCAACAAAGCCAAGUGGCUAGAGAUGUAUGGCGUGGACAUGCACAUGGUCAAGGCCCGUGACGGGAAUGAGUACAGUUUGGGACUGACCCCUACCGGAGUGCUCGUGUUCGAGGGGGAAACCAAAAUCGGCCUGUUCUUCUGGCCCAAGAUCACACGGUUGGACUUCAAGAAGAGCAAGCUAACCCUGGUGGUGGUGGAGGAUGACGAGCAGGGGAAGGAACAGGAGCACACGUUCGUGUUCCGCAUGGACCACCCGAAGGCCUGCAAGCACCUCUGGAAGUGCGCCGUGGAGCACCACGCCUUCUUCCGCCUGCGCGGCCCCGUCCAGAAGGGCUCCGCCCACUCCAGCUUCAUCCGCAUGGGCUCCCGCUUCAGAUACAGUGGAAAGACAGAGUACCAGACCACGAAAGCGAACAAAGCCAGAAGGUCGGCCUCGUUCGAGAGGCGACCCAGCCGACGCUACUCCAGGAGGACCCUGCAGAACCGAGGUGGCCCUAAAUCCCUAGAGAUGCACAAUAAUGGAGUAAGUCCCAGUAAAGAGACACAGCUGGCCCAUUCUCGACCUCCCUGGUCUGUUGUCCGUGGACCGCCCUUGGCCCAGAGCCCCUUAGAAGUCGAAGUUCUCCCCAGGAGCCCAGGUGGCAGCCAGUCGGAAAGGCGAAGCACACCUGGUGCGGCAGACCUGCCGGAGACGUGCGUGGACGAGGUAGUCCGGAUGCCUGUCUCCAUGGCAAUGGCAAGUUUGUCAGAGGAAGCGGGCCCCGGGCCUGCCCCCAUCAACAUCGCAGAAAGCCUCUCUCUCGUGGGUGAGUCAGAGGCCGCUGCUCGCCUGAAGCGGUUGGAGUUGGAGAGUGUGCCAGCUUCCAGUCCUACCCGCUCCAACGUCAACGUCAACAUGAACAACCAGGAGGACGUGCUGAAGCUUUCGGAGAAGGGUCUGAACAGUGUGGGCAGCAGUCCCAUCCUGACCCAUCUGAAGGCUGCUGACCAGCUCAAAAGCAAUGUCCUGAAGGCCCAGGCAGAUGCUGAGCUGCGGAACACGAAAGAACAGGCCCUGCUGUCUGGGGAGAAGAACUGUAACCUGCAGGAUGCAGCAGCCAGGUUAAUGGGGCGUGGCGGGCGUACAGACAGCACCUCAUCCCCGACGGUGGGCGGGCGCGCCGAGCCGCAGGAGGCCAGGCAGCCGCUCAGGCAGCCCCCCCUGGGGGCGUGCUCCAUGAGCCUCGACGUGACGGGAGAUGAGGUCACAUCUCCGCCGCCCGGCACACCGGCGGAGCUGAGGAGCGAGGAAGCUUACUCCGCCAAGGGCAGGCUGGAGGAGCAGGAGCCACGCCCUGUACCCCAGAGCGAUAACCUGAUUGACUUCACUGAUCCUAACCCAGGACCUACGCAAGUGCAGCUGCCCAAGCCUAUUACCGGCCCCCGGUGGAUCAUUCCAGCAGCUACGCACGCCGCCGGCGCCUUUACUAACGGCCUUCUAGAGCUGGAUUGCACAGCAAAGGCGACACCUCACCAUCCUGAAGGGGGCGCUCACGCCUCUCUUCCUCAGCUUUCUCACACUCAUAAUGUGAUUGGCACCAGAAGUGGUCCUCACGGCUCAGGCAGUGGGAUUCACCACGUCUCCUCUUGACUACAGCGUUGUUCCUCCUCCUCCCAGGGACAACAGCCACAAACCAAGGACCCUGCUGACCACUGAGCUCUGAGACCCGCGGGCCCCACACCGCCUCUUCACCGCCAGCUGCUCAGCCGCCCGCUCUGGGCUGUUCCAACCCCCCCCCCCACUACAUUCUACUGUGAGGCUUCCUCACACACAUUCCAGCACACCCUGAGCUUAAAGCACAGCAAGACACUAAUGCCCCGUGUACGGUACAUGUGACUCUACCGGCUGAACUCCACCAGACGCUCCACCUUUGAGCAGCAUCAGGGUUCAGAAGGGGCCUCCAAGCUCUGACCCAGGAUCAGCCUCACCGGCACCAAACAGCCUCAUCUUGGACUUUAAGGACGUGGAGGGGUGUGGACACUGAUUUUCCGAGACAUCGUUUCCGUUACAGCCACUGCGACAUGGCGCGAUUUGAUAUCACCGCAGCUGUUCCAGGGUCAGGGCUGGGAGGCCUCCAUUUGGCGGUGCUGGGACUUCUUUUCAGAGGGCUGUGGUUUUGCUCGGCCACCUACUGUUCUCAAACUCCGUGUAGUUAGAUCACUGUGACAGAGCAAUUUGCCAGACCGCUAUGGAUCACCGACUUUGGAAACUUUUAUUUAUAGAACAGCCGUAGGUCUUUUUACAAGCAUGUUUUUCCCUUUUGUUUGCUUUUUUCUUUCUGUCCUGUCUGUUCUGAGGCACGGUAGUAUUCAGUAUGAAGCUUUAAAGCACUGUACUUCAAACCUGUUUAUUGUUAGGACAGUUGUGUUGCGUAGCACUGGACCACAUGCCAUCAUGGCAUGGCUGAGCCACUUUGGUUUGACCUUCGAUCUGUUGUUGCUGUUUUCAUGUCUGUCAGAGACGUAGUUGCCUAAUUACCUACCUUGUCUUAACUGCUCAUUUUGCAGAUUUUAAAUACUUCACUCAUUUUUUUAGUAAAUCAAAUCUACUAGCAUGUAUAUUGCUUUUUGGAUCACUGCAUUUUACUGUAAUUCACUGGAUAAUGCAUGAUGGUUAUCAUGUAGUCUUGACACUGGUUAUGAGAACUGGCUAGAAAGAGGAACAGAGAAAGGAACUGUACCCAGUUCUCAAGUAGUUCUGAAAUUGCAACUAACGACUGUGUUGCCAUGAAGGCUGGCUGGCUAGUCUGAGGCUAGUCUGACCAUAAAUAUGGUCACACUUUAAUAUGUCCUGUGUCUAUUAUUGUCCACCAGUUACCUCUGCACAACCAGAUAAGCUCUUUCAUUUACCUCUGUUGUAUUCUUCGUUUUUUUUUUCCUGCUGUCUGCAUCACACAUUUGAAUUUACAACUAGACCGUCAGAUGAAGAUCUCUGGACAAAAAUCUGAAAUGUUUUCUUGAUCUUAUAAUGAAAGUGUUCUGAUGAGAGCUGUCAGUUUUUCAGUUUGUUGUCUUCUCCAAGACCACGCUGCGAUGGGCCGUUACGAGUCCUAGUCGGCCUUGAGCGCUUUCACGUUCACGAUUAAUGGCUGCGAGAAUAUGUGUAAUCAGAAGUGCAGUUUCCUGUAGCUGUCUGGCUUUAAUUUAUUCUUUUUUCUCUCUGUUCUGUACAAGCACCCUGUUUUACUCUCUGUAGAAUACCAUAGAUGUAUUAAUGACUUCUGUAGAGGUCGCAGCACUGAUUGGUAUCAUGUAUGUACACUGACUGAAGAAGUUUGAGUAGUGUGCCUUUUGUCAUUUGGUAUGAUGUAGGUCAUUCUCCAAAUAAAAAUGUAUUUUAACAGUA
Molecule: messenger RNA, 4264 nt
Organism: Electrophorus electricus (electric eel)
Lineage: Eukaryota; Metazoa; Chordata; Actinopteri; Gymnotiformes; Gymnotidae
Gene: epb41l5
Product: erythrocyte membrane protein band 4.1 like 5
Biological process (GO): actomyosin structure organization
Cellular component (GO): cytoskeleton
Molecular function (GO): cytoskeletal protein binding
Source: RefSeq, a predicted model, not a curated record